AUGAACCAACAUGACCUUGACAAAUUACACAAGCAAUGGUUCCAUCCAGAACAAGAAAAAAAGGACAAGGUGCUACGUAAUGAGCCGGUGUUGAUCAAGCGGAUACAACGAGAUUACGACAAAUUGGAGGACCUAGCAGCUGAGCGCAUUGAACUUGUCGAAGGUGCACUGCAACUGGUGGAUCGACAUUUGAAUCGAUUAGGACAUGAUCUGGAACAAGUAGACGAGCCUGGUGGUGGUUCUUCAACAUCUCGAUCAUCCAUGCCAGGGCGAUAUUCACGCAUGCAUAAAAAAUCGAUUUAUGCAGAGGACGAUGAUAUUUUGGAUGAUGCAGCAUUGUAUGAACCACCACCCAUCAAGCAACCAACAAGGAAACGAAAGGAGCGAGAUGAAAAUGAAAACGAGCCUCUCUAUUGCUAUUGUCGACAAGUUUCCUAUGGAGAAAUGGUGGCAUGCGAUGGCGAGCAUUGUCCAUAUGAAUGGUUCCACAUGGAUUGUGUUGGUUUGGAUGCACCACCAAAAGGUGCUUGGUAUUGUGAUGAUUGCUUGGCUGAAUUACACAGACGCUCUCCACCUGCUGCAAGGAAAUCAUCAACAUCGGGACACGCCCACAAGAAGCUCAAACGAAAGAAAGACUCCUUGACCCCCUCCUAA
This is a messenger RNA of Lichtheimia ornata, 654 nucleotides long. RefSeq lists its product as uncharacterized. The transcript has 4 exons. NCBI's taxonomy places the organism in Eukaryota, Fungi, Mucoromycota, Mucoromycetes, Mucorales, Lichtheimiaceae. The record is from RefSeq and is a predicted model, not a curated record. The coding region runs from base 1 to 654 and encodes 217 amino acids.